GCCAUGGACAACGGGUCUUGCUGCCCCAUCCAGGGGGACCCCGUCUCUCAGGUGAUGCCCCCGCUGCUGAUCCUGUUCUUCGUGCUCGGCGCCCUGGGCAACGGCAUCGCCCUGUGUGGGUUUUGCUUUCACAUGAAGACCUGGAAGCCGAGUACCAUUUACCUUUUCAACCUGGCUGUGGCCGACUUCCUCCUCACGAUCUGCCUGCCCCUGAGGACGGACUACUACCGCCGGGGCCGGCACUGGGCCUUCGACGACAUUCCCUGCCGGGUUGCGCUCUUCAUGCUGGCCAUGAACAGGGCCGGGAGCAUCGUCUUCCUCACAGUGGUGGCCGUGGACAGGUACUUCAAAGUGGUCCACCCCCACCACAUGGUGAACGCCAUCUCCAACCGGACAGCGGCCGGCAUCGCCUGUGCCCUCUGGGCCAUGGUCAUCCUGGGGACGCUGUAUCUCUUGAUGGAGAGCCACCUGUGUGUGCAAGAGAAGAUCAUAUCUUGUGAGAGCUUCAUCAUGGAGUCGGCCAACGGCUGGCACGACAUCAUGUUCCAGCUGGAGUUCUUCCUGCCCCUGGGCAUCAUCUUGUUUUGCUCCUUCAGGGUUGUCUGGAGCCUGAGGCAGCGGCAGCAGCUGGCCCGGCAGACUCGGAUGAAGAGGGCCACCCGCUUCAUCAUGGUGGUGGCGGCUGUGUUCAUCACAUGCUACCUGCCCAGCAUAUCAGCCAGGCUGUACUUCCUCUGCACGGUGCCCUCCAGCGUGUGCGAUCCCUCGGUCCACAUGGCCCUCCACGUGACCCUCAGCUUCACCUACAUGAACAGCAUGCUGGACCCCCUGGUGUAUUAUUUCUCAAGUCCUUCAUUCCCCAAAUUCUACACCAAGCUCAAAAUCCGCAGUUUGAGACCCAAGCGCCCGGGAUGCCCCAGGGCACAGAGGCCGGAGGAGAUGCCCAUUUCAAACCUGUGUCGCAGGAGCUGCGCCAGCGUGGCGAAUAGCUUGCAAAGCCAGUCUGAGGCACAGUGGGAUCUCCAGAUGUGAUGCACCGGCCAAACACAGACCAACAGGCAUCAUCGGGCAGGACAGACUGGUGACUUAGAAAUAAUUCA
Messenger RNA from Pteronotus mesoamericanus, 1100 nucleotides. RefSeq names its product hydroxycarboxylic acid receptor 1 (gene HCAR1). Gene Ontology annotation, biological process: G protein-coupled receptor signaling pathway. The record is from RefSeq and is a predicted model, not a curated record. Gene Ontology annotation, cellular component: plasma membrane. The transcript has a single exon. NCBI's taxonomy places the organism in Eukaryota, Metazoa, Chordata, Mammalia, Chiroptera, Mormoopidae. Bases 4 to 1032 code for a protein of 342 amino acids. Gene Ontology annotation, molecular function: G protein-coupled receptor activity.